Messenger RNA from Brugia malayi, 432 nucleotides. RefSeq lists its product as uncharacterized. The record is from RefSeq and is a predicted model, not a curated record. The coding region runs from base 1 to 432 and encodes 143 amino acids. NCBI's taxonomy places the organism in Eukaryota, Metazoa, Nematoda, Chromadorea, Rhabditida, Onchocercidae. The transcript is spliced from 4 exons. Gene Ontology annotation, cellular component: plasma membrane. Gene Ontology annotation, biological process: positive regulation of plasminogen activation.
AUGGGAACAUCGUGGUCAAGUAAUGCAGAGUUACAGAAUUAUUACGAACAACAGGCACUGGAGCAGGUAGCUCUGCAAAAUGUUUUGUUAGAGCAUAAAAGAGCUUUAGAGUUAGCGAACACACGAAAACUUAUCUCCAGCCAACAUAUGACUGCUUUGUUGGUCGUCUCACUGAUGUUAGUAAGUCAGAAAAUGAAGCAAUCACAUUUGUACAUUCUGCCAGUUGUUCCAUUUGUUAUUGGUCUUUUUCAUAAUUUUGACCAACAGCGGGAUGUAACGUUGGAUACCAUAAAAGAAAAUGCAGAGAAGUUGCGUCGAGAAAAUCGUCGUUUAUUUGAACCCAUUGGUGGUCCCAUAACCCUGGAUGAGCUUGACAGACGUAUUAAUCGUGCAAAAUAUCACAAAGAAAAAGAAUCCGAUGAAGCCAAUUAA